UCUACAGAUAAAUACARCAGAACAAGACGGAAAAGAAAGGAAUUUACACCUAAUGUUAGGGCCGUGGAAAACCUCAAGGAAAUGGGAUUCCAAGAAGAGGAGAUUCUAAUAGCUUUAAAAGUGACUGGGAAUAGCCAAGAAGCUGCUUGUGAGUGGCUCCUGGGAGACAAAAAAGGAAAUCUGGAAAAUAUUGAUGAUGGUCUUGAUCCAGAAAGUCCUAUCUAUAAGGCCAUUAUGGAAAACCCAAUGGUUCAGCUUAGCUUGUACAACCCUAGAGUCCUUGCAGCAUUUGAAGACAUGCUUGAAAAUCCCCACAACAGUAAUUUGUAUAUAAGUGAUGCCGACACUGGUCCAGUUUUGUUACAAA
Messenger RNA from Exaiptasia diaphana, 367 nucleotides. RefSeq names its product ubiquitin-associated domain-containing protein 1. The transcript has 5 exons. The record is from RefSeq and is a predicted model, not a curated record. Gene Ontology annotation, molecular function: protein binding. NCBI's taxonomy places the organism in Eukaryota, Metazoa, Cnidaria, Anthozoa, Actiniaria, Aiptasiidae. The annotation marks the transcript as partial.